Messenger RNA from Tachysurus fulvidraco (yellow catfish), 1053 nucleotides. RefSeq names its product zinc finger protein 503-like. Lineage: Eukaryota; Metazoa; Chordata; Actinopteri; Siluriformes; Bagridae. The coding region runs from base 2 to 778 and encodes 258 amino acids. The record is from RefSeq and is a predicted model, not a curated record. The transcript has a single exon.
CAUGAGAGUUUACUCCAAAUCGGCAGAGAGGAAAGAUUCUGUCCCUUCACUCGACGAUCGGUGCGUGUCGAGGACGCAGAGUGCCACCUGCAGACCGCUUGCUGUAUGCUCUCCUAAAAUUCAGGAUGAAGAUGAGAAGAACAUCAGAGAUGGCAGUAAAAGUUCAGGUGAAACCUCUGAGACCAUCAGAAAUAGAAAUUCAGAGAUAAAUGACAAACAUGAAUCUAAGACAUCAUGGACUGAGACAUCAUCAGUGGUGUGUUCCAGUUCUUCCAGCCUCGGAUUGGGUGUUCCUCCAUUUUCUACGUUUCCUCUUCCGCCGUUUCCGACAAGCUGUGCGAGUUUCCCUCAGCCGCUUCUGCCUGCAUUGAACAAUAAACCAGGGACCUCCAUCAUUUCCACUGUUCCGUGUGGAGACCCGUACUGUCUCGGCUAUCACUGUGCUGCGUCUCUUAAAUCCACGUUUCCUCUUCUGUAUCCUUCUCACUCCAUUCCUUCUUCCUCCACAUCUGCAAUUACAAUAUUUCCACAUGGCUUCAUGCACAAUCAUGAACUCCACUCAAGUUUUUUAAACAGCGUUUCAACAGACUCUUCUGAGCCCAGUUUCCCCCCCUCACUGGGGUACAUAGCCUCGACUCUCAGGACCCCACAUCACACACUCGGACAUGGCGCUCGGUACCAUCCGUACUUCAAAAACCCUUCACCAGCACCUUCAAAUCCAUAUUAUUCUCUACAUGGACUCGCACUUUAUGGACAAAGGCUUCAUCUAGCACCUUAAAGGUUUUGUGUAGAACCACACAAUAGUGGGUCCAUUUAUUCAUUUCUUAAUGAGAAGUUACAAAAAGCUUUAAUCAGAAUCUGAUUUUUAAUAGAAAUUUAAUAAUAAACAAAAUCUAUAUAACAAUAUUAUAUACAAUUUCAUUAAUGUUAUAGUAUUUUGUCUUCUGUUCUUCUUUGAGGACUUGAUCAUGACAAACAGAAAUAAGAACAGAGACUGAGAAAAAUAACAAGUGUCACAAGUGGAAAUUUAGAAGUUAAUUGCAAAAAAAAAAA